Molecule: messenger RNA, 4203 nt
Organism: Histoplasma mississippiense
Lineage: Eukaryota; Fungi; Ascomycota; Eurotiomycetes; Onygenales; Ajellomycetaceae
Exons: 4
Coding region: 1-4203 (1400 amino acids)
Biological process (GO): intracellular calcium ion homeostasis
Cellular component (GO): membrane; intracellular membrane-bounded organelle
Molecular function (GO): P-type calcium transporter activity; ATP hydrolysis activity; ATP binding
Source: RefSeq, a predicted model, not a curated record
AUGUCACUACCGCCAGGAGAUGAUGGCUCCUCCCCUCCUGCAGGCCCUCCUCUACGGCGUGAGCGUGCGCCUACCAUUACAAUAGAUACUUCCGCCGUGAGUGCUGUUGGAGAGCCAUCCCAACUCCAUGGACCUCAAGAUGGAAUACCGCCUCCACCGCGAAUUUCCACCGAAAAUUCAGAUGAAGGCUCCAGACUCCACGACGAAACCACGCCCACUGCUGAGCUGCGCUCUGUCAAUUCUUUUGAGGGAAGGGAUAAGGGAAGCCGCCCAACGUCGCCCCAUAACGUCUCGUCGCCAGCUGCAAAAUGGCCCGAAAGCCAAUCCCAUAACUUCUUAGCUGUUCCUGGGACUCGAUCACGGGGGAACUCUCUAGAUUCGGAAGAGGUAAACAAUUCUCCUGGUUCUAUUUGGAGUGACACAUGUGUUGCGUCUGCACCUUCGGCUCAAGAUCGCCCGUCUCGAGAUGGUGAUCGCGAUGCACAUGAUAUUACGAAAGACCCCAAUGCACUAAAGCCGGAUCCCGGCACGGAGGAUGAUUUUGUAGUCGAAAACAAUAAAUUCGCAUUUAGCCCAGGCCAAUUAAACAAAAUGCUGAAUCCCAAAAGUCUAUCUGCAUUCUACGCUCUAGGUGGACUCGCAGGGCUUGAAAAGGGGUUGCGAUCAAAUUGCCAGACCGGCCUCAGUCUCGACGAAAUGGUUUUGGAGGGGAAGGUCAGCUUUGAGGAGGCAACCAAGCAGGGCGGCAGAAGCCUUGAUACGCAGGAUCUAAAGUUGCGCCCCCGAGUUAUGAGCUUGAAAGUGGACACCGAUGAAAAACAUGCCAAAGAGCGCAGAUACGUCGACCGAAAACUGGUCUUCAGUGACAAUCGACUGCCAGCGAAGAAAGCUAAAUCAUUCUGGGAACUCGCUUGGAUUGCCUACAAUGACAAGGUGUUGAUACUACUCUCUAUCGCAGCCGCGAUAUCUCUCUCACUUGGAAUAUACCAGUCCUUGACAGCGGAAGAGGGCGAACCCAGGAUACAGUGGGUUGAGGGAGUGGCUAUCAUCGUUGCUAUUGUAGUUGUGGUUGCUGUCGGUGCAGCUAACGACUGGCAAAAGGAACGGCAGUUUGUGAGGCUCAAUAAGAAAAAGGAUGACCGGAUGGUCAAGGUUAUGCGAUCUGGAAAAUCCGUGGAAAUAUCUGUUUAUGAUAUUCUUGCUGGGGAUGUGAUGCAUCUUGAGCCUGGCGACAUGGUUCCCGUUGAUGGCGUAUUUAUUGACGGCCAUAAUGUGAAAUGUGAUGAAUCUUCCGCAACCGGUGAAUCCGAUCUUUUGCGGAAAGUCCCCGGGAUGGAAGCAUAUCAAGCAAUUGAGAACCAUGAAAGUCUUUCGAAAAUCGACCCGUUUAUCCUCUCAGGCGCUAAAGUUUCUCAGGGUGUUGGCACCUUCCUUGUCACUUCUACGGGUAUUAAUUCCAGCUAUGGAAAAACCCUGAUGUCGCUCCAAGACGAGGGAGAGACAACUCCUUUACAGACGAAGCUUAACAUUCUUGCUACUUAUAUAGCAAAGCUUGGUCUUGCAGCGGGUCUAUUGCUCUUCGUGGUUUUAUUCAUCAAAUUUUUGGCGAGUUUGAAAAAUAUUCCAGGCGCUACUGCAAAAGGUCAAAAUUUCCUUCAGAUUUUUAUUGUUGCUGUCACUAUCAUUGUCGUUGCAGUCCCAGAGGGAUUACCACUCGCCGUUACACUAGCGCUUUCGUUCGCCACUAACAGAAUGUUGAAGGACAACAACUUGGUGCGUCUAUUAAGGGCUUGCGAGACCAUGGGUAAUGCGACCACUAUUUGCUCGGAUAAAACGGGUACACUCACCCAGAACAAAAUGACUAUUAUCGCUGGCACAAUAGGAACUGCUUCUCGCUUUGGUGAUAGAGCUAGCCAAGACACCUCUGAUCAAAAUAACCUCAGUCAAAAUCCUCCGGAAACGAGCGACGUUUCGCCGACAGAAUGCAUUUCUACGUUAUCAUCCUCAGUCAAGGAUCUUUUGAAACAAUCUAUUGUAUUGAACUCGACCGCAUUCGAGGGUGAUGAAGAUGGAGUUACAACAUUUAUUGGGUCUAAAACUGAAACAGCACUCCUCAACUUUGCUCGAGAUUAUCUUGCCUUGGGAUCUCUUAGCGAAGAAAGAUCCAACGCAACGAUCGUUCAACUUAUUCCGUUUGACUCUGGUAGAAAAUGCAUGGGUGUCGUCAUGAAACUCUCUGAGGGCAAAUUCAGGUUACUUGUUAAGGGCGCUUCCGAGAUUCUCAUUGCAAAAUGCACAAAAAUUGUUCUCGACCCGGCUGGCGAGUUAGCCGAGGCUCCUCUCACGGACAGCAACAGGACUACUCUCAACAAUAUUGUGGAUAGUUAUGCAUCAAGAUCAUUACGCACAAUUGCUCUGGUCUACCGAGAUUAUGAACAGUGGCCCCCUCGCGGCGCUCCCACCCAAGAAUACGAUCGUAGCUUGGCGGUGUUUGAAUCAAUUUUCAAAGAAAUGGUUUUUCUAGGUGUUGUGGGCAUUCAAGAUCCUCUGCGUCCAGGUGUUACAGAUUCCGUCAUUCAAUGUCAAAAAGCUGGAGUGUUCGUCAGGAUGGUUACCGGCGAUAAUUUAACAACUGCUAAAGCUAUAGCCCAAGAGUGUGGCAUAUUUACGGCCGGCGGAAUUGCAAUGGAAGGCCCCGUAUUCCGGACCCUUCGUUCCCAGCAAAUGAGCCAGGUCAUACCAAGAUUGCAGGUCCUCGCGCGAUCCAGCCCAGAAGAUAAAAAGAAAUUGGUUUCUCAGUUGAAAAGGCUGGGCGAGACCGUAGCUGUCACUGGCGAUGGUACUAACGAUGCUCCAGCGCUGAAAGCAGCCGAUUUUCAAAUCACGGUCAACAUCACAGCCGUUCUUGUCACCUUUGUCUCCGCCGUAGCCGAUGACGAUGAGGAAUCGGUUCUUACAGCUGUUCAGCUGCUAUGGGUCAAUCUCAUCAUGGACUCAUUCGCUGCGCUGGCUCUAGCAACCGAUCCCCCAACCGAUACCAUUCUUGACCGGAAACCGGAACCCAAAUCCGCUCCAUUAAUCACGAUAACCAUGUGGAAAAUGAUAAUAGGACAGUCGAUCUAUCAGCUUGUCGUUAUAUUCAUUCUCAAUUUCGCAGGGGAAAAUAUUCUUAAUUACCACUUUACCGGAAGGAAUGUCGAGAAAGAAAUGGGUCGCUUCAAAGCCCUUAUUUUCAACACCUUCGUUUUUAUGCAGAUAUUCAACCAAUACAAUUCGCGACGUAUUGAUAAUGGUUUCAAUAUAUUUGAAGGAAUACUUCACAAUGCAUGGUUCAUCGCCAUUCAGUUUGUUAUCGUCGCUGGUCAGGUCCUUAUCAUCUUCGUUGGUGGCGAAGCAUUCCAUACAAAGCCCCUGAAUGGUGUCGAAUGGGCCGUCUCUAUCAUCCUAGGCCUCUUGUCGAUGCCCAUGGCUGUUGUUAUUCGACUGAUACCGGACGAGUUCAUCCAGAAAUUAAUCCCUCAGAGAUGGGCUCGCAAGAAGACAAGUCCACAAGUUGUCGUCUCAGACGAGGAUCGCUUCGAGUGGAACCCUGCUCUACAGGAAAUCAAAGAUCAGCUGGCAUUCCUCAAAACCGUCCGUGGAGGACGACUUAAUCACUUAAAGCACAAGCUAAGGCAUCCGGAACACUUGAUCCCAAGGUCCAGGAGUGGUUCAAGGUCGCGGGAUAGCUCUAUGCCACAGACACCGGUCGACGGAGCCCAAGACGCGUUUCCAUCGCUGGCCACGGGGACUCCGGAAUCACGCUCUCGCAGCAGCCGGUCGCGAUCCAACUCAAAUCUGAGGCCAGCAGCGGUGAUGGCAGGUGUAGUUGCCGGUAGUAUCGGAGGUUGGUCGCCUGUGGGACGAAGUCCAGGAGAGGCUGACGCUUUCAAGCUUUCGCCCUCCAGUCGACAUUCGGGUCUCGGGCAGCAUCAGGGAGUUGAAGUCCAUCCCGAUACAAGAGAAGAUGACCCGGUAAUCAGCGACUACCCAUAUUCCACUCGUGUUCCUCCAAGUCAAAAUCCAGACUUGGCACCUGAUUUCCCCCAUAGCCCUUCCCAUUCGGGCCCGCCGAGUCGCGGUCGACGAUCUACUUCGAGACAAUCAAGGCAGUCACCCAAUAAUAAUAACGCUCCCCCAAGCCCAGCUGCUCCGCAGUCCUAA